UUUUGGCUCCAGAGUAUCCGCAACACCCGAACCAUCGGUGUCAUUUCAUGAUGCUCAGAGUCAGGUCAGUGCUACAGAUUGCCCAGCAAGGAGGUUGGUGCACACGUCGAACCGCCCCAGUGGCACUUCGAAGCUUCGCCGCGCUUCCAAAGCCCCAGCGAGAUCCAGAACGACCUCUGAAACCUGCUACACCCUGGCUCUUGUUCCUGCAGGAUUUUCGCGCAGAUGCCACGACGCGGAAUACGUUGAAGGCGAAGGAGGUUAUGACAGCAGCGGCCAAGAAAUGGCGUGAAAUGCCUUCGCCUGACAAAGAAAAAUACGAGGCCCCUGCGAAGGUGGCGAAAGAGAAAUACGACGAAGCCAUGAAGGCAUAUGUGGACUCGGGCAAGAAGGAUGCCUGGAAAAGAGAUCCCGAGCGCCCAAAGAGGCCUUUGACUCCCUGGAUGAAUUUCAUACAGGAGCACAGGCAGAGCGCCUCAGGAUCUGUGACGGAGGUAGUGAAGAGCGGUGCAGCGAAGUGGAAGAACCUGAGCGACAUCGAAAAAAAGGGCUAUGAAGUUGGUUAUGCAGAAGCGAAGGAGAAGUACGCGCAAGCCAUGAAGGCGUACAAGGACUCCGGCAAGGCUGCCGCCUGGGAGGAGAAAGUUGGCAUUGCGAAGGUGAAGGCUAAGAAAACCAGCAAAGAUCUCAAGGCCAAGGAAAAGAAGAUGAAAGCCAAAGAACAGGCCAAAUUGAAGAAAGAAAAAGACAAGGGGAAAGCCGCAAAGGCGAAAGCAGUUGCAAAGGCCAAAAAGGCAAAGGAAGCUGAAAAGGCCAAGAAAGCCAAGGAAACUGAAAAGGCCAAGAAAGCCAAGGAAGCUGAACAGGCCAAGAAAGCCAAGGAAAUUGAAAAGGCCACGCAACGGGCCAAGAAAGCCAAGGAAACUGAAAAGGCCAAGAAAGCCAAGGAAACUGAAAAGGCCAAGAAAGCCAAGGAAACUGAAAAGGCCAUCAAGGCCAAGGAUGCCGACAAGGUGAAAAAGGCCAAAGAAGCUGAAAAGGUGAAGAAGGCGAAAGCAGCUGCGAAGGCAAAGGACGCCAAGAUCAAGACGGCGAAGGCCAUGAAGGCCAAGGCCGCGAAGGCCACCAAGACCGCGAAGGCCACCAAGGCCGCGAAGGCCACCAAGGCCGCGAAGGCCACCAAGGCCAUCAAGGCCGUCAAGGCCGUCAAGGCCAAGGCCGCCAAGGCCUAACGAGCUUCGAGCUUCCAAUUGUCGUCCAGGUGAUGCGCCUGGCCCUCAGUACACUAUGCAAAUGCUAAUUAGAACUUACAUAUUGAUCAUAUUUAAUUUAAAGAUC
Molecule: messenger RNA, 1338 nt
Organism: Cladocopium goreaui
Lineage: Eukaryota; Dinophyceae; Suessiales; Symbiodiniaceae
Source: the annotation of a GenBank genome assembly